AUGAUGGUGCUGAGGCAAAUACGCACGAGCGCAUCACAGCCAUACGCCAACACCCAGUUCGUGCAUGCGCCCGCAACACUGCGCACUACGUUUAUUACCGAUCCUAUAGCACACAUAACUACUUUUCUAAAAUCGGAGGUGCGAGGCGCUUAGUAUUCAUUUUUUUUAAACACCCAUUGUGUCGGCUUUAGCGCUCGUGCACCGGGCGGCUGAUGAAAGAUGUGCAGCGCGCGCUGAAAGCUGAAGAAGAUCUGUAGAUACGCAUGACAUUGGGCUCUGGAAAGGUCUGCAGAGAACAAUGAGCACCGCGUUUCACCAGCAGGCUGUCCACAGUCCCCUGGAGCAGCAGAAGGGCCAGCGGCAGAGUGGCCCGGUCCCCUGUCAAAACUGUGGCAAACCCUGCAAAGGAGAGGUGCUCCGGGUGCAGAACAAACACUUCCACAUCAAGUGCUUUGUUUGCAAAGUUUGUGGAUGUGACUUGGCUCAAGGAGGGUUUUUUGUGCGUCAAGGCGAGUAUAUCUGCACUGUGGAUUACCAGCGACUCUAUGGCACCCGCUGCUUCAGCUGUGAGGAGUUCAUUGAAGGAGAGGUUGUGUCUGCCCUGGGCAAGACUUACCAUCCACGCUGCUUUGUUUGUGCCACCUGCAAGCAGCCGUUUCCAGCUGGCGACCGCGUGACGUUUAAUGGGAAGGAGUGCAUUUGUGAGAAAUGUACUCAGCCUGUGCCAGUCAACAGCACGGCUCCCCCACAGGCUGUGCACAAUUGCUGUGGAUGUGGAAAGGAGUUUAAAAAUGAGCAGUCUCUGGUGGCGCUGGACAAGCACUGGCACCUUGGCUGCUUCAAGUGCAAAGUGUGCAAUAAAGUGCUUAAUGCCGAAUAUAUCAGCAAGGAUGGGAUCCCCUACUGUGAGGCAGAUUACCACGCCAUGUUCGGCAUCCAGUGUGAAACCUGCAAGAAAUACAUCACCGGAAAAGUACUUGAGGCUGGAGAAAAACACUACCAUCCCACAUGUGCCAGAUGUGCUCGCUGUGACCAGAUGUUUGGGGAAGGGGAGGAGAUGUACCUGCAAGUAGGUUCUACCAUCUGGCAUCCUCCUUGCAGACAGGCAGCGCGUAUGGAGGAGAAGAGCAAGGUGACGCGAACCUCCUCUGAGAGCAUCACUUCUGCUCCAGCCUCCAGCGCCUCAGGCUCCCCUAGCAGAGUUAUCUAUGCAAAACUGGGUGAUGAACUUCUGGAUUAUAAGGAUCUGGCUGCUCUUCCUAAAAUCAAAGCCAUCUACAACAUUGACAGGCCUGACAUGCUUUCAUACUCGCCCUAUGUGAGCUAUCCUGUGGAGGACAGGACUUUUGGAGAGUCACCCCAGCAACUAACGCCUACUCCAACUGAGGGAGAUGGGGAAAAGUCUCCCCGUCAGAGGAGGCCCUCGAGCCCCAGCUCCAACAGCUCUUUAGGAGGCUAUGGUCGCUAUACGCCUUCCCGCUCACCACAGACCUACAGCAGACCAGACCAGUAUCUGAGCAUCAAAUACACCACCCAGCCAGAAAAUUCCCACUUGCUCUCUGUACCAACCUCGGGGAGGAGUAGUGCCCAUGGUAGUGCCAGAGGCUCCUCCCCGCUGCCUCUGUACAACAGCAGUGGUAGAAACACACCCCAGGCAGCCCUGCUUCUCAACCCCACUACUCUGGCUUUACUCCAGCAGCACAACUACAUCCCUUACUUCAGAGGUAGUGAAAGUGGGCGCAGUACCCCCAGUCUCUCCACCUACUCUGAUGGCAAAUCUCCAUCGUCUACAUAUGUGGCAGCCCCACGGCAUUUCCAUAUCCCAGAGACUAAAGUCAAAGAUAAUAUCUAUAGAAAGCCCCCUAUCUACAAACAGCAUGCUUCCAGAACCUCCUGGCAAGAUGGUGAUGAUGUAGACAGAAAGACCAGGACCAGUUGGAUGAACCUGAAGACUGAGAUUGAUGGACAGUCUCCAGAGCUAGACCCCAGGACCUCCACACACAGCCUGCCCACUGAUAUGUCUCAACCCAACUUUCCAUAUAACAAGUCUGCUUCCCUGCCAGGAUAUGGGCGGAACGGCAUAUACAAGGCAGCUGAUCUUGGUGAGGAUGAGGCAGACCAUGAUUCAUCCUGGAGUGGAAUGAGAGAGUACAAGGUGUACCCAUAUGACAUGCUAGCUGUGUCCCACAGAGUCCGAGUAAAACUACCACGUGAUGUGGACCGCACCAGACUGGAGAGGCACCUGUCACCAGAGGACUUCUACAAUGUGUUUAGGAUGACCAUUGAACAGUUUGACCGUUUGGCCUUGUGGAAAAAAAAUGAACUGAAGAAGAAAGCCCGCCUGUUUUAAACCACGCUGAAUCGCUUGAAAGAAAGCAAAGAUAAAGAGAAAACCUCUUCUCAUCCGUCCUGUGCGCACUGAGGGAUGAGUGUGAGAGAAAUAUAUAUGCACCUCCGUUCUGCUGCAUAGCUAUUGCCAUCCCAUCUCACGCUGAGGAAGAGGAAGUGCUUUCACAACGCUGUUCGCCACCAAGCUUCAUGUGUGAACGCCACAUCACAUGGUCUGAAUGUUAAUCCGAGACUGGAGUCGGAACUCAAUUCUCCACGACUCUCUUUGAUUGUGUUCGAUUUCGCUCCCUCGGCUGUCUUUGUGAUUACUGCGUUGUAUUCUCUCUUUGUGGAAAAAGCACUCAAUAUUGAUAUAAGCCUCUUUCUUUACAUUUUAUACAGUUGAUAAAACACGGCCAAGCAGCUCUACUUGUAAAUCUUUAUGCUGUGUAAUAACAUCCAAUGUUCCCACUCCCCUUGUCUUUUGCUAUGAUUGUCGUCCAAUGUCCUUGUCUACUCAUAUAGAGUGCAUUAUUCUGCCUCCCUACCACAUCAGCAGAUCUGGUUCCAGAAGUAUUUUUACCAUUCAAUUUUCCGAUAGGGAUUAAAAAAAUGUCAUUAUCAAUAAUUAAAUGCUAUGUGAAAAAUCAAAAGUUUGAUUUGAAACAUAAGAGAAAAAAUCCAUCAAAAGAAAAGGUUUACAAAGAACUACAAUCUCAUGAAGCAUUGCAGAUGACACAGUUGAAAUCAGUGGAAAUAUAAAACUCUUCAUGUAAAGUUGUUGGUUGUAUAUUUAUACCCCAACGUCAAGUUAAAUACUGGUAUGCAAAAUUUUCAGGUAUUUUGAUUGUUCACAGCUGGUCCUGCAUCAGUUCACGAUUGAUUUACCAAUCAAAUGAUUCCUAACUCACUAUAAAUAGCCAGAGUUUUCUUUUCUCAGUAUCUUCAUCUUGAAGAUGCGAAGUCCAAAAACACGCAACCUAAGUAAAUUGAACAUACCAAAUUAAACCAUAGCCAAGCUCUUAGCAAGUGUACUUCACUCCUUAGACAUACUGUAUUUGUCAUUAGUCAGAAAUAAGACAGGGAGAGUUCAUCGAGAUCUACCUGAGCUUAAACUCCCCUCUCGCCCUGCAAAUGGAGGGAGCCCAGGGCUCGAGAAUCUCAUAAGCUCAAUCAACUAUUGAAUGCAAUUUAGUUCUAGGUUUUUUGUCUGGUGAAAACCAAACUAGUGCAGAAACAUUUUCUGGAGUCUUAAAAUUAAAAGUUAAAAAUCAUAAUUUUUUUUUACUUACUGUUGAUAGGGGGCGCUAAAAUGUUUAAGCCACUAUUGCUAAAAUUAUUUUAACUCUUGAACAGAAUUAUAAACUGUACCUUUACUAAAGUCUAAAUAUGCUUGUGAAAACUCCAUUUGUGGUCACAGUAAACAAUUGCAUUUGGCCAGGCGGUGGCACUAUAACCUGAAAACACACAAACACAAAAGAGCUGAAAAACCAUGGUCUCAAUGAACUAUUUGUUCUAUUGGCUUCCCUUCAGAUCAGAUACGUGAGCCUGUGCAAUGAUAUUUUGGAUUUCGCUUCUUAGCAAAAUUCAAGUUUAGUGAACUCUAAAGGCGUAUCUAUUCACACACUUGCAACUUCGCCAAAUUAAAAAUGCAAGUUCAUGCCAGAAAUUUAACAUGUCCUUGCGUUGAAAAGUUCAAGUUUGGUGAACUCUGACCUGCAAAUUACUAUCAUGUGAUUGCAUGAGACCCACAAAAGUUCAAAACUUGACCUCUCUACAGAAUAUAUAAAACAUGGAGGAAUUGCUGGUAUUAGCGUAGUCGUAUCAUCUUGUUUUACCACGCCCAUUUUCGUAGCAUUGUCCAAAUGCAUUUUUCUUAAUCAAAGACUUGAGUGACUGCCACUUAAUUUGCUAAUUCAAGUCACAUGAAUUUCUGAGACUAAUAGAAGAACAGAACAUGACCUCUCUGUACAGAAGUUUAAAACGUGGAGGAAUCGCUUUUUUAGCAGUGCCGCAUCAUCUUGUUUUAUCCUGCCCAUUUUCGCAAAACACCGUCUCAGUGUGACAGUAUCUAUAGAUGUACUUAGCAAAAGAAUGUAAUCUCAUGAAGCAUUGCAAAUGACACAAUUAUAUGUAAAACAACGGAGGAAUAUAAAAACUUAUUUAAAGUUGUUAGUUAUAUCUAUACCAAUAUUUAAUUAUCUGGAUCAGGGGUUCUGAAACUUGGUCCUGGAGGGCCAGUGUCUUGCAGAGUUUAGCUCCAACUUGCCUCAACACACCUGCCUGGAUACUUCUAGUAUGCAUGGAGUUUGAUUAGCUGGUUCAGGAGUAUAUAAUUGGCGUUGAAGCUAAAACCUGCUGGUCACCGGCCCUCCAGGACCGUUUGGGCACCCCUGAUCUAGAGUGUGUAAACUGAUUUGUUAUUUGAGGUGGUUCAUGGAUUGGAUGAUCUCUGGUAGCUCUUUGCUCGCUUUAACUGUCCGAUUGGUACAAUUUCUGUAAAGCAUUAUGGGAAAUGCUGGACAGAUCGUCAGAAAAAGCAUAUACAAUUGGUUAACAACAUUGGAGCUCACAGCAGGUCUGCCUUUAAAGGUUUUCCCUAUAGAAAAAAUGAAUGAGUUUUUACUUCUGGAUCCUAACUGCUUUAUUGUUUGCUCAGUGUGUUUCUCUCGCUCUUUUAACCUGCCUGUUCCUCUUUAUACCUCCUAAACAUGAUACUCAGCCACUGCUUGGACUGUAAAAUCUAUCAUGUAUUAUCAGCUUUAUGGAAGCUUUGUCGUUCAUGGCUUUAGCAUGACCAAGCCAAAGACUCGUUCAGAGCAAGAAGUCAACAAAGCACCUUACAUGUGACCUAACCAGACGUGGCGCAAUAAAACGACAAACUUUUUUUAAAUGUCCUUUCCAGCCUCAAUAGUGACAAACAAAGAGCAACAGAACUCUUGUUUGAUCGAUUGGUUUCUAGUUUCAUGACAUCUCACUGUUUAGCCCUGCCCACUGUGAAAUCUCACUGGUUCCUUGAAACAUCAUUAAAGGGACGCUUAACAUAAAAAUAAAGUGUUGCUCUUCAUUCAAAAAAUUCCCCUGCUCAGUUUCGGCACUAAAUGCAGCCACAGCCUCUCACAUGACAGCAGGGAAAGGCUCAGCCAAUCACAGUGAUCAUUUGUUUUGGGGGCGGUACAACUCGAGUAUAGAAUGUGAUUUAACCCUUUCUGCAUGUCUAGGUUAAUACUGACAGCGUGAUUUUUUUAAAGUGAAUUAAUUAUAAGUGGGGACAUUUCAGUAGUCGGUGGAUAUUGGUCUGGACACGUCACUUUUGUCCAUGCUAAAUCUACGCCCAUGCUUAUAACAAAUAUCUUUAAGUGUCAUUCGCUCUGCUAUGACAUUUUAAAUGCAAUGAUGGCAAAGUGUGUUCCCUGCAGACACAGGACGUCAACAUGACGUCAUAUUGACGUUGUACCCAACGUCAUGGGAACGUUGGAUUUUGUUUGGAAAUGAAAAUCGGGUUGAUGCCAGAACCCAUAUUUAGGCCGACAUCAAUGUCCAACGUUUAACAGCAAAUCAACCUAAAAUCAACCAAAUAUCAAAGUCUAAUCAUGUUACACCUUGAUGUUGUGUGGACGUUACCAUUAUGAUAUCUAUCAGAAAUUGGAUUUCGGUCACUUUCCAACACAACCUAAAAUCAAUCAAAUAUCAACAUACUUUGAUAGCAUUAUUGGAUGUCAAAUUACAUUGUCCUUGGACACUGGCUAGACAUUGAAUUUUGUCACUUGCCAUCAUGACCUAAAUCUAAACUAAUAUCAAUAUCUUAUGAUGUUGUGUGCCUGCUGGGUUAUGACAAAAAGACGGAAACAAAUCACGUGUUUUUGUCUUUGGCAUGACAACUUAUUACCAAGACAACAAAACUUGUCAUAAAUCUUGCAUAAACAUGAUUGUCAUCAAGCCAUUAUAUAUGUGUCAUGAAUUUUAUUACCGCGUCAUUCUUUUUUUUUUUUUUUACCUCAACAACACUGGUACAAGCUGAAUUUGUCAUUAGAAUGUCAUUAAAUAUUAAUGACACUGUUAAGAAAAUAUUUGACACUUUUAAUGAAACAUUUUAAUGACAAAUACUGAAAAUUGUCAUCAUAAAAAUGUCCAUGACACAAUUAUAAUGGCCUCAAGACAAUAAUGCUUAUGACCAGAUAUGUUGUCUUGGGAAUGUCAAGUUGUCAUGACAAAGACCAAGACUUGUGUUUUAUUUAUGUCAAGUUCUCAUAACGAACAAUGUGAUCUUUGCAUUUAAAAUGGCAUAACUGAGCAACAUAAUAGUAUCACAAGCAUGCAUAAAACCUCAUUUACAUUCAUGACAAUGUCCUAUGUCAUUUUUAUAAAGGUUUCAUGACAGUCUUUUGAAAACCUCUUAAAAUAAAGUGUUUCUGUUGAUACAUUGAGGUAUUAUGAAGUAAACAAUUGGUCUAUACAAGAAACUGAACCUUAAUUACAACAUUACAUUUAUUCCAUAUAGUCUCUGUGCAAGAUCACAAAUGAGCUGAAGUUCCCUUUAAAUAUGCAGUGUCUUCUCAUUGGCUGUGAUUUGUGUCACAUCAUGCUUCAGUUUUUGAAUAUGUCAUAUUGCGCCUGGUUAGGAUACAGUGUUAGUUGAUAUGUUCCUUGUUAAUCGUUGUUGAAUGAUAGUGAGUGUGAACAGCUGGAACAAUGCAUUGUUUUUGUGUUAAAUUAUGUAUUUCUUUGCUUCUUCAGGUAAAUGUGCAAUUCAUCCUCAGAGAUUUAUCAUAUCACAGUUAUUCAGUAAGACAUUUAGACUUUGAAAUUGAUAUCUGAACAUCACAUACUCUUUCCAUAUAUAUUGUGCACAAUACGCACAAUCAUAAACGCAUCAGCCAGACAUGGCAUCUGUCUGUAUUGUUUUAAUCUGCACAAAUGAAAGUACUCACGACAGAG
Molecule: messenger RNA, 7266 nt
Organism: Danio rerio (zebrafish)
Lineage: Eukaryota; Metazoa; Chordata; Actinopteri; Cypriniformes; Danionidae
Source: RefSeq, a predicted model, not a curated record